Colias croceus (clouded yellow) is the source of this 7297-nucleotide messenger RNA. RefSeq names its product serine/threonine-protein kinase 10-like (gene Slik). Lineage: Eukaryota; Metazoa; Arthropoda; Insecta; Lepidoptera; Pieridae. Gene Ontology annotation, biological process: protein phosphorylation. The coding region runs from base 274 to 4872 and encodes 1532 amino acids. The record is from RefSeq and is a predicted model, not a curated record. Gene Ontology annotation, molecular function: protein serine/threonine kinase activity; ATP binding. The transcript has 26 exons.
CAAAAUGGCGUCUUUCACGGGAUAGUGAUUACCUACAUCCGCCGCAUACUGUAGACUGAUAAAAAUAAUCGUGGUUUUGAAAAAUUUUAUGUGCGAGUACUGUUUGUGAACUAUAUUGUAAAGUGAUUGUGCCAAACUAAUUAUAUCGUGCAAUUUGGAAUUACAUAUCAUCGUUUUCGUCAAGUUUCUACAAGACACAUGCAGCGGCGCGGUGCCACGAUGGGCAAGGACGGGUGAGGUGCGCGCGCGUCGCAACGACGCGCAUCGAGCAACAUGUCUUUUUUUAAUAAUCUCAAGAAGGUGCUGCACCUCGGCAGCGGCAACGAUGCGAAAAAGAAAAAAGUGUUCAGCAACAUUCGCGACAACAGCGACCCCAAUGACAAUUGGGAUAUGAUCGGCGAGCUCGGCGAUGGAGCGUUCGGCAAGGUCUACAAAGCGCAACACAAGACCACCGGUCAGCUGGCCGCGGCGAAAAUGUGCGUGCUCGACAACGAGGACGAUCUCGCCGAUUUCACGGUUGAGAUAGACAUACUAACAGAGUGCCGACACCCGAACGUGGUCGGGCUGCACGAGGCGUACUUCGUGGACAACAAGUUGUGGAUGCUGCUCGAGUACUGCGACGGCGGCGCGCUGGACUCGGUGAUGUCGGAGCUGGAGAAGGGGCUGAGCGAGCCGCAGAUCGCGUACGUGUGCCGCGAGAUGUGCGCCGGCCUCGAGUUCCUGCACUCGCGCCGCGUCAUACACCGCGACCUGAAGGCCGGCAACGUGCUCGCCACCAUGGCGGGCGGCGUCAAGCUGGCUGACUUCGGCGUGUCCGCUAAGAACAAAUCGACGCUGCAGAAACACGACACGUUCAUAGGCACGCCGUACUGGAUGGCGCCUGAAGUGGUGCUGUGCGAGACGUUCCGUGACAAUCCGUACGAUUUUAAGGUGGACAUCUGGUCGCUGGGCAUCACGCUGAUCGAGUUCGCGCAAAUGGAGCCGCCCAACCACGAGAUGACUCCCAUGCGUGUGCUGCUCAAGAUACAGAAGAGCGAGCCCCCAGCGCUGGACCAGCCGAGCAGGUGGAGCAAGCACUUCAACGACUUCAUAUCGAAGGCGCUGGUCAAGGACCCAGAGAAGCGUCCGACCGCCAGCGAACUGCUCAAACACGACUUCGUCAGUGGCGAACUGGACUCGAAGCCGCUCCGCGAGCUGCUGCUCGAGUACCGAGCUGAGGUGGUGGAGGAGGAGCUGCUUGAUGACGAGUCGGAGGAACAUCGCAGCUCUCAAAUGCAGAUGGAGAUAGAAGAUGACUCGACGUCCGUCCGGUCGGGCGAGACGCCAGACAUCAAGAUGUCGGAGCCCGAGCCGGCUACGGGCGCAGCGCCCGCCCCCCUCCGCCCCACGUCCCCACCGUCCCCACGCGCUGCUUCACCCGCGCCCACGGCCACGCCCACGACUGGAAGUGUGGGCGUGGGCGCAUCGUCGGUGCCGGCCACGAAGCGGCCGCACGACGACGACCAGCCGCACGCUGACAGGAAGCCGCCCGCCCCCAAGAAAGAGAAGGGCCCCGCGCCACCGCCGCCCGCGUCCCUCGCAACCACCCCGACACCCGUCACACCCACAACCCCUCUAACCCCCGCAACCCCCUCCAAAACCCCCUCUACGCAAACUCCAACCCCCUCCACCCAAGCAACCCCAGCUGUAACCCCCGCUAUAACCCCUGUAACCCCAGCUGUGACCCCUGUAGCCCCCGUAACCCCCGUAACCCCGGUGACUCCGCCCCCAUCACAGGUCCGCGGUGUGCGAAAACAACCGGCUCCCCCCCCGCCGACGCCCGCAAGUCCGACCACGGCGGGCAAGUUUAUUGUUGACCAGGUGUGUCGAGAAGCAGAGAAGGCGGUCGAGAAGAAAUCACAAAUCACGGAAAAGAUAGAUGUAUCAGAAAAAGACAAACCAAAGCCAGAUAGAUUAGAAAUCAAAGAUGAUAAAACGAACGCUGACGUCGACAGGCAUAAAGCUAAAAACCUCGACGUCAACAGAAAUAGUACAGAAAUAGAUAGAAACAGAGUCGAAUAUAAGGAGAAUAGAAAAAGUACUGAAGUAGAGAAGAAACUCGACAUAAAACUGGACGUAAGAAACAGCACGGACUCGGAAACGCAUAGAGUCGACGCGAAUAAAAGAAAAAGCACGGAAAUAGAACAUAAUAGAGUCGACGUCAAAACUGAUGGAAAUGACGUCAAUCACAAAGUCGAAGCUAAGACGGAAGUUCAAGUUGACGUCAAAAAUGUUGACACAAACAAAGUUGACGUCAAACGAAAUAGUACAGAUGUCAAAAGAAAUUCAGAAGUCAAAAGAAAUAGCGCAGAAGUCAAAAGGAACAGCGCGGAAAUUAAAAAGGACAUAGAAAUCAAAAUAAGCCCUGACGUAGAUAAGAAAACGAGUGACGUCAAACGUAGAAGCAUGGAGAUAAACGAAGCGGUCAAACACAACGAGAAAGUCAAAGUGAGAAAGAGUCUCGAUGACGUCAGAGUUGUGGAAGAGACAGCUGACGUCACAGAUAGAGAAGACAUAAGAAGUGAGAAAGAAAGAGCCAAGUCUACAGAUGAGUUGGAUAGAGCAGAUGGGAAGAGAGUGAGCGCGGAAGUGAGUCGGAUAGAGUCGAGGUCGAGGUCCGUGGAUGAUAAGGAUAGAGUAGAGAUGGGAAGAGUUAUAAGAGAUUACGCGAGGUCGGGUUCGAUUGAAGAGAAUAAGGCGCAGAGCUCGUUCGAGAUUCGGCCGGUUUCGGCGCAGUCCCGCCAAGCUGUCACAGUAGUUUCAGUGAGCGCCGAACCGAACUCCCUAGCGGCCGCUCCGUGCGGGCUCGUGACCGUGACCACCACGCACCCGCCCGUGCUGACCACCGCUAAACGGUUACCACCCAACGCGGUCACCAUAUCGAGCACACCACCCAUAGCUGAUGAAGUGGUGAUAGUGGGCGGCGGUACGGCGAGCGUCAUCACCGGCGGCACGACCGGCUCAUCAUCUGAUGAUGAUUGCUUCGCGCCGUCCAGUCUCGACUCACUAGACUGCACCGCGUGUUACACGGAGAAAUCCCGCGGCCGGCGCUUAGACAGCAGCGAAGUACUAAUACUGAGCCCCGGCGCGGGCGAUUCGGGCGUGUUCGACGAUUCGCACAACUUGAAUUUGGACACGUCGCACGUGUCAGUGGUGGAGGUAGGAACGUCUGAAGUGCGUGUUAGAGAUUCGGCAGCCACACAUAUAGCGUUACCGGCAGACAGUGCAAGACUCAGCCCGGAUAGUUUUGAGAGUCGGCGUUCAGACAGCGGUUCGGGUCGAUCGGAACGGUCGAGACACUCGCUAGCAACGACCGCGUCGCACGAUUCCACACUUCUCAAUGGCGGCAAUAGAGUGAACAAAGACAACCAGAGCAUAGAGGAGAACGGCGAACCGGAAGUUGUGUUACGGCGGAAACCGCAGGAGAACGUAAACAGGAUACAGAGGUCGAAAGAAGACAUCCAUAUGGCCAAUCUUAAGAAGAAAACGCGCAAGCGCACGAGAAAGUUUGAGAUCGACGGUGUGGUCGUCACCACUACCACUUCUAAGGUGAUAUGGGGCGACGAGGAGAGCGGUCGCACGUGGGACGACCACGCGCUGCGCAAACAGGAGCUGCGCGAGAUCAAAAUGCUGCAGAAACAGGAGCAGAAGCAGUUCCAGGACCUCAACGCUAAAGAGCAGCAACUGCGCGAGCAGCAGGACAAGAGGUUCGAGGCGGAGCUGGCGUCGCUGUGCCGCGCGCACGAGGCGGACCUGGAGACGCUGGCGCGCGCGCAGCGGGCCGCCGCCGAGCGCGCCGAGCAGCAGCUGGAGGGCGAGCUGCGCGCGCACGCCAAGCGCCUGCGCGCCGACCACGAGCGGGACCUGCGCCACUUCCGCGACGGGCUCAAGCAGGAGCUGCGCCUGCUCAAGCAGGAGGUCGAGCUGCUGGCCAAGGAGCGCCGCAAGGAGGCCUACCGCGCGCGCCGGGCCCGCCUCGACGCCGAGCACGCGGCGCGCGAGCGGGCCUUCGUGGCCGCGCUGGCCGACGGCGCCGACGCGGUGCUGCGCCGCGUGCACGCCGCGCACCGCGAGCGGCAGGCGCUCGCCGACCGCCAGCACCUGCAGCAGCGCCACCAGAUAAUGCGCACGCGCGAAGCAGCGCUCUGGGAGCUGGAGGAGAAGCAGAUACACGAGCGGCACCAGCUCGCCAAGCGGCAGCUGAAGGACGAGUUCCUGCUGCGCCGGCACCAGAUGCUCGUGCGGCACGACAAGGAGCUCGAGCAGAUCAAGAGGAAGAACCAGCGCAAGGAGGAAGAGUUAGCCAAGUGCCAGGCGCUCGAGAAGCGUUCGCUGCCGAAGCGUAUUAGAGCUGAGCAGAAGGCGCGCGAGAUGAUGUUCCGUGAGUCGCUGCGCAUCGGCGCCGCGCACCCGCACGACGACGAGCGCGAGCGGCUCAAGAAGUUCCAAGAGAACGAGAAGCGUCGUUACCGCGCCGAGCAGCAGCGGCUCGCGACGAAACACGCCAAAGCGAGGGAGGAGCUGAAGGCCGCUGGGGAGGCGUUGCUCCGCGAGCUGGAGCAGUACCAGAACGAGAAGCGCAAGGCGCUUAUGAACCACGAGGGCAGCAAGAUGAAGGCGAUAGAGGAGAGAUAUGCGGGCGAGUUGCGCGACUGGCGCGCCACGCUCGGCGACCGGAGACAGGCUCUGGACGACGAGUUCGCAUCCCAACUGGAGGAGCAAGAGCGUCUCUCGGAGAACGCUCGUCUCCCGCUUCCAACGUCAAGCAUGCCACAACACAGCUCCACGCUACACUCGUCGCGGACCAGCCUCACGUCAAGUCACUACGAGUGACAGCUGUCAACUGUCACCCGGCAGCUGUCAAACGUCAGCUGUCAGCUGUCAAUUGCAAAAUUGCCGCCAAAAUAAAGAUGUGGAUAAAUGACAUUCGAUUCUUUUUCUCUACUAAUCUCGAACGCGAGUAGAUUGUAAAAGAGUACUAUUGUGUUCUUUAUCGCUAAUUGUUUUAGAUUAUGUGACGCGUAGUUAGGAUACACGAGUUUAAUAACAUAUUGUGUAUUUAUUGUUUUUCACAAUAAUUUAUUUUAUCUUAAUGUGUACGGUUAGGGAACUGUUUCAUUGCUAUUCCUUCAAUGAUUAUCUGUACUUUCCUGUCUGCGGCUUUGAUGUAACGACGUUCAAUGCUUUCUAAUUUUUAGGUCAAGUAAAAGGGACGUAUUAAAAUUAUAGUGAAUUAGAGUUAUUCCAAAAUGUAACUUAAUAUACAAGUCACUGAAAUUUUAAAUGAAAUUAGGAAUUGUAAUCGAAAUUACUAUGUAGAACAGAUUACAUAUCUGUCAAAUUGGCGAUCGCUUUUGUUUAUUAUUGAGAAGUGCCAAAUUAUAAUAUUUACCAGUAAUGGCUACUUAAAAUUUGGAAUGUUAAAAGAAUGUGUGCACCGCAUAGGUUUUUGCGUGAAUGAUUAGGUCUAGGCGUGAUUUAGGUAUAGGACUUGAUAGGAAUUGAUUAAACGCGGUGCUUCUCUGAGACUGCUUUUAACAUCAUGGGGUGCUUUUGCGUCGUAUGAAAUAGCUAGAUAAAGAAAAAAAAUUGUAGGCCUAAUGUGUUCCUGACUAAGGCAUUUUCAAACUUCGAAUUAUUAUGGACAGACCCUUUAUAUUUUAUAAUUUUUACGAAAUAUUCCAUAGAAUAAAUAGAAUAGUGGAUACAGAUAACGUAGUCAAAAUUUUUGUAAGUGUGGUGUAUAUUUGUACAUACAAUGGAGUUCGGAUAGUUCGAUAUCUGACGUGUAGAUAUUAGGUGGAAAAAAAAAUAUUUUUUCAUGUACAGUAUUUUUUAAUGUCUUAACAUGUGCCUACUUAAUUUAGAGACGCUAAGCUUUGGUGACGUUCUUUAUUUUCGUUCUACUUAUAUUAAUUGUGUUUUAAUAAAGUAUGAUACAUUUUUUUUUUUCAAUUUUUAAUCUAUAGGUUAACCAAAGACGAAAAUUUCAGAACUAUACGCCUAGUCUCCGACUUGUCUAUGACUUCCUAGAUUUGACAACGAUUUAACCUUCUAAUUGCACUAAUUUUAUUGUUUAUGCGUAUUCCGUGAUGUUCACAGGUUUCUUAAGGCUGGUUGCAGAGCUUGACCGACCGUCAGUGCGUACCGUCGGUCCUGACGAUACGCAUCAACAAUUGUAUGACUAUGACACUAAUGCGCAUGACAAUACGCGUGCGUAUGGUCGGUCUAGCUAUGAACGGUUUUAUGAAUUUCCAUACAUAUGACAAGCGCGACUGACGUACGCACUGAUGGUCGGUCAAGCUCUGCAACCAGCCUAAUUUUAUCUUUAAAAAAAUGUAAGUCUGUGAAAAUCUGGAUCUAUGCGUUUUUUUAGGAUAAGAUUUGUUAUUCUCUCACAUUCAUGAGCUGUUAACACGAGAACGAUUUUAAAAGUUUAAUGGUCAGUUAUAUUAAUAAUGCCAUUGCUAUUAUUGUCAUAUUUUGUCCAUUUUCGCCUUGACCGGUGAGAUAUUAUCUCUGUAUUACGUCCUUCUAUUCAACCCGGGAAAUACGGGUGUGAUUACAUAUAUUUUAGUAUUUUAAUACAUUAUGAAGCCUGGAUUUUCUAUAGAAUGUUUUAACUUUCGUGUAGACGGCUCGCACUGCACUCACUAACCGUCUCGACCUUCCGGCCAUUAACCUCCCAUCAAUACGCUUACACCGUCAUAUGUACAAACAUAUCUUAAGAAAUGAUGUUUAUUUUCUAUGUAACAUAUCGCAGUUAACAGUUAGGACGAUAUAUUUUGUUGUAAACGCGGCAUAUACGAGGUUGCACUGGGCUGAAUUAAGUUGACGUUUAAAUUGGCGCGAAAAAAAAUCGACGAAUGACUAACGUUUCGAUUGGCGCGAAGUUUGACACCUGUCAAGAUAAUUUUUUAUUUUUUAAUGCAGCAAAAACUUCGUAUAUGUUCGCUUCGAAUUAUAUAAGGAGCCUGUUCACUGUUAUAUAUUUUAGUUAGUACAUGCACCCAUAGUAAUUCGCCAAGUCUAAUAAGACUGUUAUAAAAUAAACAUUUUUGUUAUUUUUUAAUGUGUAAAUUAUUUAGUGCAUCGAGUCCAUGUUUGAGAUUACCGCAGUAUUCGAGACGUAAUUAUUUUUAGUUGUAACAAUGUAGCCAUAGCCAUUUUUAAUGUUAAUUUUAUUAUAUUUUGUCUAUAUGCAGUAAAAUAAAUUAUUGUUACAACAUUUUUUGAGAUAUAAAGACCUUAAUUUGUA